AUUGUACUUUCCAGCUGGUCUGGCUCCGGGGAAGGGAUCAACUGUAGAGGCGACCAAAUAUAGCACUUGUUUUCUUAUACACCCGGAGUAUUUUUAAGCAUAUUUUAUAAAUAUGCCAGUUUCUUGCAAUCAGUCUCUGGACGGCAGCUUUCCACCUUCACCUGUUGAGGACAGGGCUUUGAAUAGACUGUCCUGGAGCAGUCUGCUGCAUAAACUAGUGGAACUCAAGGGGAACCAAAGAGAACAGUGCAACUGGAGUGAAACUGGUUCUGUAGCGGACUUGUCUUUGUCUGACACUGACAGUAAUGACUGCUUCUAUCCUCUGGAGGAGUCUCUGGCCUCUGAAACUGUAGCUGCUAUCGCACAAAGCCUGAGUGAAGCGUCACAUUUAUUGGGCUGCACUAAACUCAUUGUGCCCGACUGUCUGAUGCACAACAUCGGCCAGGAGCUGGUCCACUUGGCCCUCAGUGAGCCGUGUGGCCUUAGAGGGGCACUGGUGGACCUGUGCGUGGACAGAGGGGACCAGAGCUCCUUAUGUAUAGUGGACCAAAUCGCAGUGGACUCUUAUGUGGUGCCCACCUUUCAGGUGACGCUGGUGUUGAGGCAGGAGUCGAGAGGACUAUGGCCCAAAGUCCAGAAGCUCUUAAAGGGAAGCCAGUCCCCACAAACCCCCACAAAACACAGGCCCAGCCUCAGACUGAGCCACAGCUUCAGAGCCAUCAAGAAGAAGCUGUACUGUUCAGGAGAGCUGCUCAUAGAGGAGUGCUGCUGACAGAGCACUAUAGUCCUGAUCACACCUGGACAAAAACUAUUAUGAAUGCACUAAUGUCAUUCACUUAAAAGUGUAUCUGAACUGUUACUACACACACUUACCUGCAAGGGACCCUCCUUGCUCUGACAGGAGCCAACAUAACAAAGACACUGUCUUCUCUGAGAAUGUGAAAUCCCAAUCAUGUGGAUGGCAUUGUAUUUGAUACUUAUAUAUGGUCACAUGUGAUCUGUAUAUUUGAUGCUUUUGAAAUAAAUUAUUUUUGUAUAAGAUGAAA
Messenger RNA from Boleophthalmus pectinirostris (great blue-spotted mudskipper), 1046 nucleotides. Its product is annotated as DNA damage-inducible transcript 4 protein-like. The coding region runs from base 113 to 772 and encodes 219 amino acids. Gene Ontology annotation, biological process: response to hypoxia; negative regulation of TOR signaling; apoptotic process. Gene Ontology annotation, cellular component: cytoplasm. Gene Ontology annotation, molecular function: 14-3-3 protein binding. The transcript is spliced from 2 exons. The record is from RefSeq and is a predicted model, not a curated record. Lineage: Eukaryota; Metazoa; Chordata; Actinopteri; Gobiiformes; Gobiidae.